AUGGGGUGUGGAAAUUCGUCGAAUCAACCACCACCAGCGACACCUGAAAUUAGUAAGUUGAGCUGUCGAAAUUUUCAACGAAAAUGUUCAGUUUUACCUGAAAAUAAUCAAAAUAGUCGCCCAUGGAUUAUUAAAAAUGGUAAUCACAGUUCUAAUUUUACUACUGCUGCUUCUCCUAAUAACAGCUUAAAAAAUAAUAAUGUCAAACAUUUUCAACAACGACGACAACCACAUCAACAUCAUCAAUUCGUCUCAAAAAUUAUCAUUUCGCCUUCAUCGCAGUCGCUUCUGAGUAAGAUUAUUUAG
Dracunculus medinensis (Guinea worm) is the source of this 306-nucleotide messenger RNA. The record is from the annotation of a GenBank genome assembly. NCBI's taxonomy places the organism in Eukaryota, Metazoa, Nematoda, Chromadorea, Rhabditida, Dracunculidae.